AUGUCAUCAGAAGAACGACAAGCUCUCGUUGCAUCCCGUGGCGGAUACAAGUCAAAGUUCACCAGAGUGAAGAACACCGUUCACAAAUAUGAGAAGGAUGACACACUCCUGACCUUGCCUUCAGCACUCGCCGAGAUUGAUCGCAAUCUCGACCUGAUGCCUGCUCUCCGCAAUAACAUUGAAAGAAUUUCCGAGCGUAUUAUCUACCUUACAGAAGGCGCAGAGGAACAGAAGGUCGAAGAAGAGAGUCUCCAAUCACUACUGGAUGAAUUUGAUAUGUAUGAUGAGAAACUGAUUGAGUUGAGAAUCCAGGCAAAGGCAAAAGCCCCAUCUUCUGACAGUGUAGAAGGCAUGUUAAGCUAUAUCAACACCAAGCUUGACGAACAACAAAUUCAACAUGAGGUGGAAAAACGCAUGGCAGAAGAAAGGUUUAAAAUGACCCUGGAAUUCGAGCAAAAAAAGUAUGAGGUCACCCUCAACUUGCUGGUCACAGAAAACCAAUCAUUUCUUACAUCAAGCCCACGUUCCAGAGAUGCACCUUCACAUGCGAAAUUGGAACCAUUGACUGUUCCUGAUUUCAGCGGCAAAUACACAGAGUGGACAAGCUUCAAGGAGUUGUUUUUGGCCAUAAUUGACAGGAAUACAACUCUAACCGAUGCUCAUAAGUAUUACUAUCUGAUGAAACACCUGAAGGAUGAAGCCAAAAUGGUUGUUCAGAACAUACCAGCGUCUGCCAACAUCUACAGUGUUGCAUGGAAAAUAUUGAUGGACAAAUAUGACGAUAAGAUGAGCAUUGCAAUGAGUCACAUCAAGUCAUUCCUGAGCAUUCCAAAAAUAUCUGAACCAUCUGCUGAUGCUAUGAGACGUACUCACGUAACUAUGGAUUCCGCAAUUCAGGCUUUGGAUGCAUUGGACAUGAAAAAUCGAGAUAUUUGGUUGAUUUACAUUGCAUUGGAAAAGUUGGAUUCUGAAAGUAAAACUCUAUGGUCAAGAAGAUGCUAUAAGAAGAUUCCCACCUGGCAAGAAUUUGUCGAUUUUCUCAAUGAACGUUACAAGACGAUGGAAAUGGCCAAUCCCGGCAAACCCUUAUCGUCAAAGAGACAGGAGGUGAAGUCCAAACCGAAGUCAGCAUUAUCGGUAACCACUUCAUCCGGUCAGAAAAACUCGGAUAAUGCCACUCCAGGCAAUCUGUGCGCUUCCUGCGGGAAACCCAAUCAUCGCACAGUGAAGUGCUACAAGUUCAGAGGCCUAAAAGAUACCCAAAGGCUUGAAAUUGUGCAACGCGCCAAACUGUGUGUGAACUGUUUGGAUCCUGGGCAUCCAGUGGAAAGCUGUCAAUCGUCAGCAUGUAAGCAGUGUGGAGAAAAACACAGCACCUGGCUCCACCUGGCUUUUCAUCCCAAUAAUGCUCAGAUCCCACAGACAACAACCGUAGCUACUGUUCACCCAGAUCCACCAUCGCCUGCUCCAGUCACUACCGACACCGAUCAAACAUGUGGAUCAGCUACAAGAUUUACUCUGAAAUGCACCACUACAUCUUCCUUUCCCACUGUCUUACUGGCUACAGCAGUAAUCUGCGUUCGGAAUGAUGAAGGAGAACAAAUUCUGUGCAGAGCUGUAUUGGAUUCCGGUUCUCAAGCUAACAUUAUCACCGAGAAGAUAAGUCAGAUGCUGAAAUUGCCCAGAAGGAAGACCACUUGCACAUUGGAAGGAGUAGGGGGUCAUGAAGCUCCAUCAAAAUAUCAAACCAGUUUGAGUUUUGGCCCCAGAGGUUUCAAUAAAUGGACUGAGACGGAUUGCAUAAUCCAAGAGAAGAUCACUGGCAUUCAACCCUCAGCAAAAAUCCCUACUGAGUCACUUCCAAUUCCUCCGAAGUUGAUCAUGGCAGACCCACAAUGGAAUAAGCCCCAAGUCAUUGAUAUGCUAAUUGGCGGACAACAUUAUUGGGAUCUAAUCAUGGAUCAGACUAUUAAAUUGGGACCUGGAUUACCUAUCCUGAAGCGGAGUGUAUUUGGAUGGCUUGUGGUCGGAGAAGUCUCAUCUAGUCCAAUUACAACCAAAGUGUGCAAUCUCACAACCCUUGAGUCUAUUGAUCUCAGCCUCAAGCGGUUUUGGGAAAUUGAAGACGUGACUGGUCCCGCUAAACAGAGAAAGGAGGAAGAUGAAGAGGCAGAGAAGUUUUUUUCCGAUACUGUCACCAGAGAUCCUGAUACAGGCAGAUUUGUCGUGCAUCUUCCUUUUACGGACAAAGUGAAGGAACUGGAAAAUAACUACUCGAACGCUGCCAAACAACUUUACUUUCUCCAGAAAACGCUCAAAACCACACCAGGAAUGAGUGAUAAAUACCAGGAGGUAUUCGAUGAAUAUGAUCAACUCCACAUCACCGAAACCGUCCCAAAGGAAGAACAUUCAAAGAAGGCAUUCUACCUCCCUCAUCAUGGUGUUUACAAAGAAAGUUCCACUACCACGAAGCUUAGAGUUGUCUUUAAUGCCAGCUCCAAAAGCAAAUCCAAUGUCAGCCUCAACGAUACUUUGCUUACCGGUCCCGUAGUCCAGCCACCGCUCAUUGAAAUUCUCUGGCGUUUCCGACAACACAGAUAUGCUCUUACAGGAGACAUCACCAAAAUGUACCUGCAAUUUUUGGUAACUCCUGAGCAUAGAGAUUUUCACCGAUUUCUGUGGAGGAAUCUUCACACAGGAGAACUGGAGCAUCGCCGCUUUAGAACUGUGGUUUUUGGUGUUGCCUGUUCACCAUAUCUGGCAACACGGUCUUUGGUUCAAUUAGCCAUGGAGGAUGGAGACAAAUUUCCGGAAGCUCAGAGGGCAGUGAGGUCUUCCUUUUAUGUAGAUGAUUGUCUGAUCUCUGCACAAACAAUUAAGGAACUUCAGCUAAUAAAAGAUCAACUCACAGAUCUUCUUCAGUGCGCAAGCCUUCAAUUGUCAAAGUGGACAUCUAAUGCGCCUGAGCUUUCUGGAGAUGGAACCAUUAAAGAUGUCGGAGCCAACCAAGAAACAGCCAGCGAGCCCGUGAAGGCUCUUGGACUCUAUUGGGAUCCCGCUACUGAUGAGUUCAGCUUCAAAGUGUCAUGUGACAUUGAUGGGGUUCCAACAAAACGACAACUGCUUUCAGUUAUUGCGAGGCUCUUUGAUCCUAUGGGAACACUCGGUCCGAUUGUGGUAAAUGCAAAGUGUCUUAUGCAGACUUUAUGGAAGCUUCAGUGCGAUUGGGAUACGCCACUACCUGAGUCAGUGGUGGAUGAAUGGCUUUCGUUUUUGGAAUCUUUGAGAGAUAUCCCAAAAAUCAGAAUCCCACGUUAUGUCUCGGAAUUCUCCAAGGUCGCUAAAUGGGAGGUUCAUGUUUUCACUGAUGCAAGCAAGAGGGCUUAUGGUGCCACGAUUUAUAUAGUCACAGAGGAUUCUUCUGGGAAUCGUUACUCGUGCCUCCUAACAGCCAAAUCUCGUGUCGCACCAGUGAAAUUGGCAACCAUUCCCAAACUGGAACUUAAUGCUGCCGAAUUGGGUUCGAGACUUGUGAAAUCGGUACGUGAAUCACUCAAAUGCAUGGAUUAUUAUUGCUGGACAGAUGCCACCGUCGUAUUGUGCCAGAUACGAUCACCAAACAACCGAGAAGCGUUCGUGAAAAAUCGUUUGAAAAUUAUCUUGGAACACACUUCUGCGGAAAGGUGGCGUCAUGUGCCCACGGCACAAAACCCAGCUGACCUGAUUUCGAGGGGGACAACAGCGGAGUACUUGAGCCAAUCAUCAUUGUGGUGGAAUGGGCCGAAGUGGCUCCUGGAUCCUCCUGACAAUUGGCCUAGUCAGGAAGUUGUACUGGAGCAGAAAAGCACCUUGGCAGUCACUAUCCAGUGGCCAACUCCACGUGAGUACCUUCUUAAUAGAUCUAAUUCCUUUUCAUUUAUUCGAAGAGUUAUGGCAUGGGUGAAACGCUUCAUCACGAUCUUCAAGAACAAAUAUGGACGUCCCUCAUUGCAUACUCAACCCGUUUUCACUGGACCAUUACAAGCUGUAGAAAUCAAGCAAGCAGAAGUUACCCUCGUUAAGCUUGAACAGCUUGAAUUUUUGGCCGAGGACAUCAGGACGUUAUCUGGCAGAAAACAGAAGGAGCUCUCUAAGCCAUUGCGCCACCUAGGCGCAUUCUUGGAUUCAGAUGGAUUGAUGCGUGCAAGUGGACGGCUCGACAAUGCAGAUCUUGAAGAAGAUGUCAAAAAACCAGUCAUUUUUCCUAGCGGACCGCUAGCGAAACGAUUAGUGUAUCACACCCAUCAUCAGUUAGCACAUGCUGGACCUACCCACAUGCUUGCUGAAUUAAGGAGGAGAUAUUGGCCACUUUUUGGGAGACGUGUGUUGCAAAAUAUCUACAAAGGCUGCGUCCUGUGCUCCAAACGCAAACCCCAUCCUUGUCAACAACAAAUGGGACCCCUACCGUCUCCGAGAGUCAACUUUACCAGGCCAUUUGAGUCCGUAGGAAUCGAUUUUGCUGGUCCAAUUUUGAUAAAGGCAAAUCGUCUUCGUAGAUCUCCCACCAUCAAGACCUAUGUCGCUGUUUAUGUAUGCCUCGCUGUCAAGGCUCUUCACUUGGAAAUCGUCAGCGAGCUCAGCACUGAGGCAUUCUUGGCAUCCUUCCGGAGAUUUGUGGCCAGGAGAGGGACUCCAAAAAUCGUCUAUUCCGACAAUGGAACCAAUUUUGUCGGUGCAGCCAAUGUUCUGGGAAAGUUUCUCUCGGAAAGUACCAAUCAAAACGCCAUCAUCGAUGCGACCUCUGGGGAUGGGAUCACAUGGCAGUUUAUGCCACCUCGAUCACCUCAUUGGGGUGGAUUGUGGGAGGCUGCGGUGAAAGCGCUGAAAUACCACUUCACCAGAGUUAUUGGGCCAAUAGCACUCACAUACGAGGAGCUCGCAACCGUAGUUACUCAAAUUGAGGGUGUAUUGAACAGUAGGCCUUUGACAGCGAUUCCUAGUACUACCCCUGAGCCUACUAUCCUUACUCCGGCGCAUUUUCUGCUGACGACUCCAAUAACAGGUCUUCCGGAAUGGAACUUGAAAGAGAUUCCCCAUCUGAAUCGUUGGCAAAUGAUCCAAAAAAUCUAUCAAGACCUCAGCGCGAGAUGGAAGAGAGAAUAUCUGGUCUCACUGCAGCGCAGAACUAAGUGGACAAAGGAAAUCACCAAUAUUCAACCUGGCGAUGUUGUCUUGUUGCUCAAUGAGUGCACACCAGGAACAUCUUGGCCACUGGCAGUGGUCACUCAAGUGCACCCUGGACAAGACGGGAAAGUGCGACUCAUCACCGUCAGGACGAUGAAGGGAUCCUACCAACGAACUGUGCAAAAUGUGGCCAGACUUCCUAUCGCAACUCAGGACACCGAGAAUGAGGAAAUUGCCAGCUUUUUUCCUGGGGAGUGUGUUGGCGCCAACACAGGAAAAGGCGCCAAUUUAGGUCAGCGCCCCAAGUCGCCAGUGGCGGGUUCUCCAAACUCAUCCGAAUGA
Phlebotomus papatasi is the source of this 5505-nucleotide messenger RNA. RefSeq lists its product as uncharacterized. Gene Ontology annotation, molecular function: aspartic-type endopeptidase activity; nucleic acid binding. The transcript has a single exon. The coding region runs from base 1 to 5505 and encodes 1834 amino acids. NCBI's taxonomy places the organism in Eukaryota, Metazoa, Arthropoda, Insecta, Diptera, Psychodidae. Gene Ontology annotation, biological process: DNA integration; proteolysis. The record is from RefSeq and is a predicted model, not a curated record.